This is a messenger RNA of Dendrobium catenatum, 5349 nucleotides long. RefSeq names its product ABC transporter C family member 10. Lineage: Eukaryota; Viridiplantae; Streptophyta; Magnoliopsida; Asparagales; Orchidaceae. The record is from RefSeq and is a predicted model, not a curated record. Gene Ontology annotation, cellular component: vacuolar membrane; plant-type vacuole. The transcript is spliced from 13 exons. Gene Ontology annotation, biological process: transmembrane transport. Bases 455 to 4897 code for a protein of 1480 amino acids. Gene Ontology annotation, molecular function: ABC-type transporter activity; ATP hydrolysis activity; ATP binding.
UCUGUCGGCUUUGUGUUCUUUUAUAAUCUAAUAAUCUCGCUGCGUAUAAAACAAAUCUUCUUUGACUUUUGGUACUAUUUAAGCUUGGCCUUACUUGAUUCCAAGAUUUCUUUCACCUCUGCCAUGGCGAGUUUUAUUGCAGAGUGUGAUGAUUCACAAGCCUUUAAUUUGAAUAGCAAUGUUUCUUUAUGUGUUGGAAAGCUACUGUCUUUUCUACUCUGUUUGAUGCAAGCAAUGCUUUUCAGGAUUUUAUGAUUUGACAAAUCUUGUUUGAUACUUUCUUUUCUUUUUCAAUUCUUUGUUGGUGGAUUGCAGGUUGGAGAAGGAUUUAUCGGAUUAUUUUGUCGUUUGAUAUUUCAGUGUGCAGCAAUGAUCUUUUUAUCGAUCUUGAUGUAAAGUGGAAUGGUUAUUUUGAUUGUUUUGUGGGAGGAAUAAUCUCGCUGGAGCAGGAAAGAUGGAUUUUUUUGCACGUGCUGGGCUUAUCUUCAAUGGAGAAUCUGCUUGCAUGAAACAAGGUGGCGAUGCUUGCGGUCCUGUGGGAAUACUCUGUUCGGAUACUUGCUCGAAUCAUUUACUUGUUAGCUUGAUCAGUUUGCUUCUGGUUUUUGCAUUCUUGAUCAACUUCUUUAUCAAGGCAGCUUUGUCAAGAAACUUUAGACUGCAAUAUCUCUUUAGUUUCUCUUCACCGUUGAAAACAACCUGCGCAGCUCUCAAUGGCAGUUUGGGAUUGGUGUAUUCAGGCGUUUUUGUAUGGAUUUUGGAAGAGAAAUUAACAAAAGGGACUGGCUUUUAUCCUCUUCAUUCAUGGCUGAUAGUUCUUUAUACAGGCUUAACUUGGGUGAUUGCUUGCUUGAUUGUGACCAUGAGAGUAGAAUUGCUUGGAGGGAUCUUUGCAAAAGUAUGGUCUGCAGCUUUGACCUUGUUUGAUGGAUUUCUCUGUGCAUCUUCCAUUCUAGAUUUAGUUGCAGUGAAGAGGCCGUCCAUCAAGCUCUACCUAGAUAUCAUUUCUUUGCCAGUAUCAAUUUUCAUGCUUGUAUUGGUCAUGAAGACGACAAAAACUUCAAUAGAUUCUGAAAGCAGUAACAUCUAUUUCUAUGAGCCUUUGAAGGCUGAAUCUGAUUGCAACUUCGUUGAUCUUGCUUCAGUUACUCCUUUUGCAAGUGCUGGGUUAUUUAGUAAAUUAUCAUUCUGGUGGUUGAAUCCUUUGAUGAAGAAAGGCUAUGAAAAGCCACUGGAAGAGAAAGACAUUCCUUUGUUGGGCAAAGAAGACCAAGCGGAGAGCCGCUACUUUUUGUUUUUGGAGCGGUUGAAUAAGCUAAAGCAGAAGCAACGCACUGCUUCUCCUUCUGUUUUAAGGGUGAUAGUAUCUUGCCACUUAGAUCAAAUUUUAGCAUCAGGGUUCUUUGCACUGCUUAAGGUUCUAACACUCUCUGCCGGUCCUCUGCUACUUAAAUCUUUCAUUAAUGUAUCAGUAGGAAAAGGAACUUCUAAAUAUGAAGGUUUUGUAUUGGCCAUCGCUUUGUUUCUGGCAAAAGUUCUAGAAUCGUUAUCACAGAGGCAAUGGUUCUUCCGAACUAGAAGGUUAGGACUGCAAGUGCGGUCUUUGUUAUCAGCAGCCAUAUAUCAGAAGCAGCUCAGGCUGUCAAACUCAGCCAAACUGGCCCAUUCUUCUGGAGAGAUAACGAACUAUGUUACCGUUGAUGCUUACAGAAUAGGGGAAUUUCCAUUCUGGUUCCAUCAAACUUGGUCCACGAGCUUCCAACUCUGUAUUGCUUUGUUAAUUCUGUAUAGUGCUGUGGGACUUGCAACGAUAGCAGCCAUGGUUGUCAUAAUAGUAACAGUUCUAUGCAAUGCUCCACUGGCGAAGCUGCAGCACAAGUUUCAGACAAGGCUUAUGGGUGCUCAGGAUGAGAGGCUGAAAGCUUUGUCAGAAGCGUUGGUGAACAUGAAAGUGCUGAAGCUAUAUGCAUGGGAAACACAUUUCAGGAAGGUUAUAGAAGGCCUGAGACAAGUAGAGUGCAAGUGGCUUAAAGCUUUUCAGCUUCGAAGAGCUUAUAAUAGCUUCUUAUUUUGGUCUUCUCCUGUACUUGUAUCUGCUGCUACUUUCUCAACUUGCUAUUUCCUUAAAAUUCCUCUUAAUGCAAGCAAUGUAUUUACUUUUGUGGCCACAUUACGCCUUGUUCAAGACCCAGUUAGACAAAUUCCUGAUGUUAUUGGGGUAGUUAUACAAGCCAAGGUUGCAUUUGCUCGAAUAGUUAGAUUCCUCGAUGCGCCUGAGAUCAAAACCAGGAAGCACUCCAUGAAUAUCAGGAAACCGAUAGAGAUCAGUUCAGCUAGCUUUUCAUGGGAUGAACAUUUUUUGAAACCUACAUUAAGGAAUAUAAACCUUGAGAUCUCCACUGGUCAGAAGGUGGCAAUUUGUGGUGAGGUUGGAUCAGGAAAAUCAACUCUUUUGGCAGCAGUUCUUGGAGAAAUUCCUAAAACAGAGGGCAUGGUUCAUGUUUCUGGAAGAAUUGCAUAUGUUUCCCAGAAUGCUUGGAUUCAGACUGGUACGCUGAGGGAAAAUAUUCUAUUUGGCUCCAUAAUGGAUGAACAAAAAUACCAGGAAACUCUGAAAAGAUGUUCCUUAGUAAAGGAUAUUGAGAUGUUAACUUAUGGAGACUUAACUGAAAUUGGUGAAAGGGGAGUAAAUCUCAGUGGUGGACAGAAACAGCGUGUUCAGCUUGCCCGAGCACUGUAUCAGGAUGCAGAUAUAUAUCUCCUGGAUGAUCCUUUCAGUGCUGUUGAUGCUCAUACUGCCACCAGCCUUUUCAAUGAAUAUGUCAUGGGUGCUCUUUCGUCCAAGACUGUCUUGUUAGUAACUCAUCAGGUGGAUUUUCUUCCGGUGUUCAACACUACUUUGCUGAUGUCGGAUGGAGAAUUUAUUUCUGCUGCUUCUUUUCAUGAAUUACUGGCUUCGAGCAAAGAAUUUCAGGAACUUGUCAAUGCCCACAGAAAUACUGUUGGUGCUGAAACGCUUUAUCAACUAGAUUCUGAUAAAAGAAACAAAACAGCUACCAUAGAGAUCAAUAAUAAUGAUGAUGGGGUAAAGCAGCCAAAACCAGAAAGCACAAUUGGAUUGGAUCAGUUGAUCCAGAAAGAAGAAAGAGAAUCAGGAAACACUGGGAUGAAGCCUUACUUGCAAUACUUGUCCCAGAACAAGGGCUUUUUGCUUGCCUCACUAUCAGCGCUUUCUCAUGCCAUAUUCAUGGCUGGUCAGAUUUCCCAAAACUCAUGGAUGGCUGCUAAAGUUCAAAACCCUGAAGUGAGCAUGUUGAAAUUGAUCUCAGUGUACUUGGCCAUAGGAUUUGGCACAGUGUUCUUUCUGUUAUCCAGAUCCAUAUUUGUUGUUGCUCUGGGAAUGGAGUCAUCAAGAUCUCUUUUUUCUCAGCUCUUAAUCUCUCUGUUUCGUGCACCAAUGUCAUUCUUUGAUUCGACACCUCUAGGAAGGAUUCUUAGUCGGGUCUCAUCUGAUCUGAGUAUUGUUGAUCUAGAUGUGCCAUUUGCUUUGAUUUUUAGCUUCAGUGCAACAGUCAAUGCAUAUAGCAACAUUGGGGUGCUUUCUGGUGUUGUCUGGCAAGUUUUGUUUGUUGCUGUGCCUUUGAUCUACCUAACCAUCCUUUUGCAGAGGUACUAUCUAGCUUCGGCAAAAGAGUUGAUGCGAAUUAAUGGCACCACCAAAUCUUUGGUAGCAAAUCAUCUCGCUGAAUCGGUUUCAGGAGUGGUUACAAUUAGAGCCUUUGAAGAGGAAGAUAGAUUCUUUGCUAAAAGCUUGGUUCUUAUUGACAAAAAUGCCAGUCCAUAUUUUCAUAACUUCGCUGCUAGUGAAUGGUUGAUCCAGCGUUUGGAGACCAUGAGUGCUGUUAUUCUUUCUUCAUCAGCUCUUGUCAUGGCUAUGCUUCCUCCAGGAACGUUCAGCCCUGGCUUUGUUGGGUUGGCACUAUCUUAUGGCCUAUCUUUAAAUAUGUCACUUGUUUUCUCAAUACAAAAUCAGUGCACACUUGCAAAUUACAUCAUCUCUGUAGAGAGACUAAACCAAUAUAUGCAUGUUGCAAGUGAGGCUCCUGAAGUCAUUGAAAGCAACCGGCCGGCUCCAAAUUGGCCGGCUAUUGGGCGUGUAGAGCUCCAUGAUCUUCAGAUCAGAUAUAGGCCAGACACUCCUCUUGUCAUUCGGGGAAUCAGUUGCAUUUUUGAAGGAGGGGACAAGAUUGGAAUAGUAGGUAGGACUGGAAGUGGGAAGACUACAUUGAUUGGUGCUUUGUUUCGACUGGUUGAACCUGCAGGAGGGAGGAUUAUAAUUGAUGGCAUUGAUAUUGCCAAAAUUGGUCUUCAUGAUCUAAGAUCGCGUUUUGGAAUCAUUCCUCAGGAUCCCACCCUAUUCCAUGGGUCAGUCAGAUACAACCUUGAUCCCUUAGAGGGAUAUACAGAUCAGCAAAUAUGGGAGGUUCUUGAGAAAUGUCAACUUCGAGAAGCUGUCCAGGAGAAAGGAAGCGGCCUAGAUUCACUAGUGGUUGAAGAUGGAUCAAACUGGAGCAUGGGACAGCGACAGUUAUUUUGCUUGGGCAGGGCUCUGUUAAAGAAAAGCCGCAUACUGGUGCUUGAUGAAGCCACAGCAUCAAUUGACAAUGCCACUGAUGCCAUCCUCCAAAAGACUAUACGAACAGAAUUUGCAGACUCCACAGUCAUUACUGUUGCCCAUAGAAUUCCAACUGUAAUGGAUUGUGCUAUGGUUCUUGUCGUUGGUGAUGGUAAAUUGAUAGAGUAUGAUGAACCAUUGAAACUCAUGAACACAGAAGGAUCUCUAUUCCGGGAGCUUGUCAAUGAGUAUUGGUCCCACACUGCAAAUACAAAUAUGUAGUUAGCACAAAGAUAUGCCAGUUUCCCAAUCUAUCAAGCACAAGAAGACUUAAGAAGCUGUAUGUGAAUUCAAACUAAAGUUUCUGGAAGUUUACAGUGCAGAUUGCAGCUGUUGAGAAUGUGCUCAUGAAGUUGUAAGAAAGACUUGAGUGCCCGUUUAUUGAUGAAGAUCAUAAUUGCCAACAGUUUUGCAGGGAUAGAAAUAUUACCAGGAAUUUGUAAGUCUUUAUUAUAUAUUUUCAGAUUUACAUGUGUAUUUGCAAGUCUAUACCAUUUAUAGAAAGGCUUGUGCUUGGAAAUACGCAUCUCAAUGUCAAAUGGGUGAUCAUGAACGAUUCUGCUUACAGGAAUUUCUAUGAGGAAUUCUUAUAUGAUUUUUGUCUGUUCUAGAUAUAGCCACAACAAUUCUGUAAGAUAGGCAUAUGAUAAUGAUUUGUUUGCCAACUGUAUUUA